Molecule: messenger RNA, 1428 nt
Organism: Trichogramma pretiosum
Lineage: Eukaryota; Metazoa; Arthropoda; Insecta; Hymenoptera; Trichogrammatidae
Product: myoneurin-like
Exons: 3
Coding region: 257-1267 (336 amino acids)
Biological process (GO): regulation of transcription by RNA polymerase II
Cellular component (GO): nucleus
Molecular function (GO): RNA polymerase II cis-regulatory region sequence-specific DNA binding; DNA-binding transcription factor activity, RNA polymerase II-specific
Source: RefSeq, a predicted model, not a curated record
GGUAAUUCGAAAUUCUCAUCGUGCGACUCUAAGCUAUAUUUAAUGCUCAAACGACAUUAUGCGAUGAAAUUUCUAGCACCUUGAUUUUAUCCACUGGUAUUCAUUAUGAUCAGUACUUCGAAACAUUUCGAGCACUCGAAUGGCUCAGUUAUUUCAUUUGUUCUCGUCAUUUUGAUUUCAUAAUUUGUAAUAAUUCAAUUAUACAUCUGAUCUGAUAUAGAAGGGUAGUCGUAAACUAAUUCCUACAUCGCAAAAAAUGAAGUCUAGUGGUACAGUUAACUAUACAGACAAAGUAAAAAAAGAGCCUACUGAUAGGUGUUACAACGAAAACGAUGAGGGUGAAACGAAAGUCCAGACAUUCGAUACUAAAAAUUUGCAACACAUAUAUCUGCAAGAGAAUACCAUUCACACACUUGAAGAAUUAAAAGGAAUUAAUGAAUAUCAACCUAAUCAAGAUAUUAAAAUAGAAUUUGAGUGCAAGGAUGUGAAGCCUAAUGCAAGUUUAUUAGCGCCCGAUAAGGUGAACGAAAGAAUUAAUGAAGUUCAAUCUAACCACGAAAUUGUGAUAGAGCUUGAAUGCAGAGAUCAGAAACCAAAUGUGAAUACAUUAAAUCGAGAUCCUGAUAAAUUGAGCGAUUGGUCGCCUAAUCAAUAUCGAGAAAUAAAAAUUGGCAAUUAUUUUGCAACUCAUUCCUCGACUAAAAUAAAAACUGAGAUAAUUGUGAAAAAAGAGUUCCUCGGCGAUACUAUAAAAGCUACCGAUGUGAAUGCUGAUUGCAUGCUCAACGAACAGAACAAUAUGCAAAUUAAUACUUCAGUAAAUAACAGUAAACCAUCCAUUAAAUGUGACUUAUGUUUGAAACAAUUUUCAGCUAAGAGAACUCUGAAACGCCACAUUGAUUCAGCGCACAAUCGUAUUAAACAUCCAUGUCACACCUGUGAAAAGAUAUUUUCACAAAAGCAUUACCUCAAAGACCAUAUUGAUGCAAUUCAUAAUGGUUUUCCACAUACGUGUGAUAUAUGCGGAAAAUCUUUUUCACAAAAGUCUAAUCUAAAUACCCAUAUUGAUUCUAUGCAUGGUAAACGGAAAUUUUUCAACUGUAAUAUAUGCGGAAAGUCAUUUACACGAAAUGAUAAUCUGAAAGUUCAUCUUGAUUCAGUUCAUAAUCGUAUCACUUACCCCUGUCCCACUUGUGGCAAGACAUUUACCCAAAAGAGAAGUGUCAACAGACACAAUUAUUCGGUGCAUGGUCGUAUAAAGAACUAAUUUAAUAAACAACAUCUAUUCGGCACACAGAAGAAUAAUAUCGUAUUAUGAUUUAAAGAAAACAUUCUAACAUAAAAAAUACCAUAAUUCAGCAACUCCAAAAAUAAAUGUCAAGUAUACGAGAAAAUAUCGAAAUAAACGGUUUGAUUGCAUAAAUUACU